GCGACUUUACAGUUUUGGUUCCCACUGUGCUCAAAAGUCAGCCACAGGAGUUAAAGUUUUCUGUGAAACGCUUCGUUAAACCCAUUUCAUGCCACCUGCCCAGCAUCACAGACAGACAAGUCAGCAGAUAUGUUGGUUCCUCAGCUGCUCUUGGAGAGUCUGGAAUGGCUGACCAGUGAUGACUUCCAAACUUUUAAGUGGUACCUGUCGAUGAAAAUCUUGGAAGACUGCAGACCAAUUCCUAAGUCCCGCCUGGAGACGGCAUCCCAGAGAGAAACUGUGACAAAGAUGAUGGACAGUUACGGUGAAGAGUCUGCCGUGAACAUUGCUGUUGAGGUCUUGAAAAAAAUGAACAUCAACGAUGUUGCGAAAAAGCUAAUGAACGCAUACGCAGAGGGAAAAACAGCUGCACCCACCACCUGCUCCUCCGUUACUCCGGCACCUUCUCCUGGUCCUACCACAAUAUCAGCUCAGAAUGGAAGCAUGGUCUUUGCCCCAAAGAUCAUUGGUUCCAACAUUGGAUCAUUCACUAUAACCACCAACAACCCGUGACUUGUUAUUGUAUUGUUAUUUUUACAAUUAUUUGUUCAUAACUGAAUAAAACUGAAACUUUUCAGAUCACAAUAAACCACACACCCUCGGGGGCCUUUGGGUGCCCUGAGCAUCUAAGGCCUUGGAGUAAUUGCCCUCAUUGCCCUUUUGGCAAUUAGCAAACAGGGUUUUCUCAUCUGAAGCUGUUUUUAAGUGUCACAGAAGAAGUCCAAGUCUAAUGACCAUUGUGUUUUUGUACCCUCGGUACAUUUUAAUAGAAUCUGUAGUUAGAAAUGUACGAGAAAAUACUUUAGGCUAAAUAAACAACAACAAGCAC
Molecule: messenger RNA, 868 nt
Organism: Toxotes jaculatrix (banded archerfish)
Lineage: Eukaryota; Metazoa; Chordata; Actinopteri; Toxotidae
Product: pyrin-like
Exons: 3
Coding region: 130-552 (140 amino acids)
Cellular component (GO): cytoplasm
Source: RefSeq, a predicted model, not a curated record